CUGCCUCAGACGGGAUCUGUUACUCACAAAGCAGAGUCCUGCUGCUUUGGGGGUACGAAAGAACAUGGCCUGCAUUUUGAAGCGGAAGGCUAUUAUUCUGGUAGGUACUGUGGCAGUGUUGCUGUUCCUUAUAAUUGUGCGCCUUACAAACGAAGUCAGCUUUCCUCUGAUCCUCAACUGCUUUGGCCAAACCAGUGUCAAAUGGAUGCCAUUCUCCUACACCCAAAGACGACUUCUAAGGACACACUAUGGAUAUAUUAACGUGAGAACCCAAGAGCCUUUACAACUGGACUGUGACACCUGUGCCAUUAUUUCAAACUCAGGACAGAUGGCAGCACAGAAAAUAGGAUUUGAGAUCGACCAGUCUUCAUGUAUAUGGAGGAUGAAUAAUGCUCCUACCAAGGGAUAUGAAGAAGAUGUUGGGAAGAGGACAACAGUCCGAGUAGUCUCCCAUACCAGUGUCCCUCUUCUGCUUAAGAAUCCUGAAUAUUUUUUCAGGGAAACCAACAGUACUGUCUAUGUCAUCUGGGGACCUUUUCGCAACAUGAGAAAAGAUGGCAAUGGGAUUGUAUACAACAUGUUGAGAAAAACGGUGGACAAUUACCCUGGGGCCAAAAUCUAUGUGACCACAGAAAAGCGCAUGAGUUACUGUGAUGAAGUGUUUAAAAGGGAAACAGGGAAAGAUAGAGUGCAGUCAGGAUCCUAUCUCAGCACUGGCUGGUUUACCUUAAUACUGGCUAUGGAUGCUUGCUACAGAAUACAUGUCUAUGGGAUGAUAAAUGACACCUACUGCAAGUCAGAAGGCUUUCGAAAGGUUCCUUAUCACUACUACGAACCAGGAAGAGAUGAAUGUGACGAGUACUUUCUGCAUGAAAAUGCUCCUUAUGGAGGCCAUAGGUUUAUCACAGAAAAGAAAGUAUUUGCUGAGUGGGCUAAGAAGCACACUAUAAUAUUUACACAUCCUAACUGGACAUUGUCUUGAUGUUGGAUCUUCCAGCCUUUCACUAGCAGCUUAGUAU
This is a messenger RNA of Eublepharis macularius, 1019 nucleotides long. It is a transcript of the gene ST6GALNAC3, whose product is annotated as ST6 N-acetylgalactosaminide alpha-2,6-sialyltransferase 3. The record is from RefSeq and is a predicted model, not a curated record. Gene Ontology annotation, biological process: ganglioside biosynthetic process; oligosaccharide metabolic process. Bases 65 to 982 code for a protein of 305 amino acids. Lineage: Eukaryota; Metazoa; Chordata; Lepidosauria; Squamata; Eublepharidae. Gene Ontology annotation, molecular function: alpha-N-acetylgalactosaminide alpha-2,6-sialyltransferase activity. The transcript is spliced from 5 exons.